CAGAGGCGGCGCCCGCUGAGGCGACGUGUCCCCUCCACGGCCGAUGGCCGCCGCCCGCCGCGCUCCGCGCCCGCGCUGACUGAUGUAUUUGAAGAGGCCGGCGGGCGGCCUCGCCUUCUGCCUCUUCUACCUGGCCUCCAGCUUCACCAACAAGUAUGUCCUGUCUGUCCUGCAAUUUACCUACCCUACCCUUUUUCAAGGGUGGCAAACACUGGUGGGUGGACUUCUGCUUCACAUCUCCUGGAAGCUGGGCUGGGUGGAGAUAAACCUGUGUUCAAGGUCUGAAAUUCUGUCAUGGCUUCCUGCAUCAGUACUUUUUGUGGGCACUAUUUAUGCUGGCUCCAGGGCACUGUCUAGAUUGCCAAUCCCAGUGUUCCUCACUGUGCACAACGCGGCGGAAGUCAUAACCUGUGGGUUCCAGAAGUUUGUGCAGAAAGAGCAGAUCUCUCAUCUGAAAGUCUGUAGUGUGCUGUUCCUCCUGGCAGCAGCAGUGUGCCUUCCUUUGUGUGACACACAGUUUGAUCCAAAUGGAUAUUCAUGGGCUCUAAUUCACUUGAUCUGUGUUGGGGCUUACAAAGUAUUUCACAAGUUGUGGAAACCUGGAUCUUUAAGUGAUCUGGACCAACAGUACAUCAACUAUGUAUUCAGUGUAGUGCUGUUGGCCUCUGCAUCCCAUCCAGCAGGUGAUCUCUUCAGUGCCUUGGAUUUUCCAUUCCUGUACUUCUACAGGUUUCAUAGCAGCUGCUGUGCCAGUGGACUGUUGGGAUUCUUUCUGAUGUUGCACACAGUGAAGCUAAAAAGCAGCACAACCUCAGGGCAAUAUGCAGCCUGGAGUUUCCUUGCAAAGGUUAUCACUGCUGGCUUAUCACCGUUCUUCUUUGUCAUGACUGCCAAUGUACUAACAAUUUCUUGCCUUGUGAUCGGUGGAGUUGGAGAAGCAUUACUUGUUUACAAUGAAAGGACAGGCACAUAAAGAGGAACCAGAUCUCACCAGCUGGAAAAGAGCUGACUUGCAGCCUAGAGACACUAUCACGAAAAAAAAAGCGGCAGCAGGAAUGAAGAAGUGAACCAAACACGAGGAAAGUGAUCUAUUGUUUUUGUGGGUUUAUUUUUUAAUUAAGAAAAUAACCUAUGCUAUUAAUAGUGCCGGUAAAGGAGCAGCAUAGUUGGCAAAGGUGGUAAGGAGCCUUUACCUCAAAGCACAAGACAAACUAUAUCAGAUUGAUGUGGUAAAAGAAAAACUGCACUGUCUCAUGCUGAUUGCUCUGUGUGAGCACCACUCAGUAGCAGCUUCUUGCACAGAGGACUAAACUCAGGAAACGCAGCAUUCCCCACUGGAUGCCCCCAGUGGUUUUUUUUUUGUUUGAAGCAGACAGCAGGUCAUACCAAACAAUGUCAGAGCCCAGACCCUGCCAUAAAUUCAGGAUCUGGAAGGACGGAUUUUGCCUCCAACUGUGCUGUAAGCAGCAAGCUGCCACACACAGGUCUCUAGUCAUGUUGUCUGAAUGGGCACAGGGACUGAGGCCAAGGGGCUUGUGGAGAUAAUCCCCUUCUGGAACUCUGGCAGCUUGACAGCUUUGCAGAAAGGGAAAAUCAGCAAUAAAUCUCAAUAUCUGUAGUGAUUGCUCUUUGUGAAUUUUUUUCUCUCCCAUUUGCUGAGAUUUCUCUUGAACUCUGCCAAUUUUUGUCAGCUGGAGGGGGUGGAGGGACACAUACUGUUCCCAGCAGUGGUUUGUCUCUUAAAUUAUUGCAAGAGGAAACAAAGAAUGAAUGUCAUAAAGAGUGUAAGGAAAUUAAUCUCAAGAGUUCUUAAAAUAAUUUCACUUCUGGUUGCUUAAUAACUGUUAAAAAUUAAUCUUGAUAUAUUAGAGCCUGCAGUCUAUGUGAAAGUAAUAUUAAAUGAUGAGUUUAUAUUGUGGGAAAGGUCUACAUGGUAAAAGGAACUAGAUAGCAAAGCUUCAAUAAGGAGAGGGACUUGACUCACACGAUGUUAGAUAUGUAAAGUGUAGUCCCUUAAUCUAAAUUGACCAACUUUCCUUCACAGUCAAUGGAAAGAGGGUUGCUCUCACAGAGAUAUCCUUUUGGAUAGAUUACUGCGUUAGGAAGUGCAUAUCGCUCUGUAGAUAGAAACUGGGCGACUAGUCUGAACAAGAUACAUGGUUUCCACAAGGCUACAGUUACCAGAGGAAUAUCUGCUUCAGUGUAAAAAAUCCCACCAAAUGGGCUUGAAAACAUGCCUACAUUUUCAUUUCAAAUAAAGCACCAUAGAGUGAAGGUAAAUUUUA
This is a messenger RNA of Parus major (Great Tit), 2285 nucleotides long. RefSeq names its product transmembrane protein 241 (gene SLC35D4). Bases 83 to 973 code for a protein of 296 amino acids. The transcript is spliced from 15 exons. Lineage: Eukaryota; Metazoa; Chordata; Aves; Passeriformes; Paridae. Gene Ontology annotation, cellular component: Golgi apparatus. The record is from RefSeq and is a predicted model, not a curated record. Gene Ontology annotation, molecular function: antiporter activity.